CUCAAGACAAUCUUCUAGAAGUUUGAGUAAUUAUGAAAUAUCUAAUGAAGAUACAAUAAAUUUUAUUUCUAUGUCAAGAUUAGUAGAAGAGGGGGUUGGUACUAGCACUGGAUCAGAUUCACUUCUUAGAAUCUUCCUUACACUAAAAAGAAUGAAUAUUGAUAGGUAUACUGCCCAUAAUAAAUCAAUAUUAAGAGUAAGAAUAGGUGAUGAAGUUUUCAGGUCUACCUUUUCUAAACAGCAUAAAAAUUCUUCAAGAAUUCUUGCAAAGUUUGCCAAAGAUAAAGAU
Messenger RNA from Scutellospora calospora, 289 nucleotides. The record is from the annotation of a GenBank genome assembly. NCBI's taxonomy places the organism in Eukaryota, Fungi, Glomeromycota, Glomeromycetes, Diversisporales, Gigasporaceae.